AUGUCCGAGCCAAAAGCAGAAUCGCCGUUUACGAUCGGGGCCUUGGGGAGCAGGGCCACUGGAUUAUCCUGGCUCUCCAACUCUGGAAUUAUCAAGCUCAACUUGAUGCUUGUGCUUCUACAAAUCUCGAGUUACGCAACAGGUUAUGAUGGAUCGAUGAUGAAUGGGCUGCAGUCUCUCACCACCUGGCAAACCUCCUUCAAUAACCCUGGACCUUCUGAGCUGGGUCUGUACGUGACAAUCGAUCCCGGUGUGCUUGAACAGUCCGGCCGUCUAAAUGCAAUCCAAAACGUUGGUCAGCUCAUUACAAUGCCUAUUUGCGCCAUCAGUUGCGACAAAUUUGGCCGUCGUCCGGUCCUAUUCGCUGGCGCCUUCGUUCUUCUAGUUGGAGUUGCCCUACAAGCUGGGGCACAGAAUGUCGGAAUGUUCAUUGCAGCCCGCGGAAUUAUUGGAAUGGGCCUCGUUUUAAACAUCACUGCGGCGCCGCUCCUCCUCCUCGAGUUGGCCUUUCCCAGACAACAGGGACCGCAGGUAGCCAUAUACAACAGCUUGUGGAACCUGGGUGCUUUGGUUGCUGCGUGGAUCACCUACGGCUCAUUUCGAAUCGGAAGCACCUGGGCCUGGCGACUUCCUUCGCUCCUUCAAGGCGUGUCCAGCGUGCUCCAGAUUGGUCUCUGCUUCUUGAUUGAGGAGUCACCUAGAUGGCUUAUCAGUAAACAGCGCGACGAUGAGGCGCGGAAACUGAUUUGUAAGUAUCACGCUAACGGCGACAAUUCCGAUCAGUUAGUCACAUUGGAGAUGGAGGAGAUUCGCACUGCCCUUCAACUUGAGAACGAGGCGAGACGCACCACCUCGUACUUAACCUUUUUCCAAAGUAAAGGUAAUAUCAGACGGUUUUUUAUUAUUCUGUCUGUGGGGUUCUUCUCACAGUGGAGCGGUAAUGGUCUUAUCUCAUACUAUCUCACAUUGAUUCUCAACUCGAUUGGCUACACAGCGGAAAGUACCCAAACCCUCAUCAAUGCACUUCUUACACUGUGGUCAAUGAUUUGGAGCUUGGUGUUUUCCGCUGUGAUGAAUCAAUUUGGUCGACGCACUCUCUUCCUUAUCUCUACCGCAGGUAUCCUGGCAGUCUAUAUUGUCUGGACAGCCCUCGAGGCUACAUAUGAGAAGCGGUCAGCGGACGGAACUGGAGGCGACGGCUACGCAAAGGGCGUGUUGGCCAUGAUUUUCCUGUACAACUUCUUUUACUCUGUCGGCUGGACACCUCUGCAAGUUACCUAUUGCAUCGAGAUAUUACCGUUUGACUUGCGCGCCCGAGGUCUCGUUCUGUAUAAUCUCUUCGUCGCAAUUGCUGGUAUUUUUAACCAGUACGUGAACCCGAUCGGCGUGACCAACAGCACGUGGAAGUUCUAUAUCACCUACGACGUGUGGCUUGCCUUUGAGCUUGUUGUGGUCUACUUUCUGUUUGUGGAAACCGGCAGUCUCAGUCUGGAAGAAACUGCCGUCAUCUUGGAUGGAGAAGAGUACGGGAACAAAUUGGUUGGAGUCGCGGUAUCUAUAGCCGAGCAGAAAACUAUUGAGAGAGCCAAAGUGCAGGCAAUGGCCAACGGUGAGAUAGUGUCGGAGAAAUUAUAG
Molecule: messenger RNA, 1635 nt
Organism: Penicillium robsamsonii
Lineage: Eukaryota; Fungi; Ascomycota; Eurotiomycetes; Eurotiales; Aspergillaceae
Exons: 2
Coding region: 1-1635 (544 amino acids)
Biological process (GO): transmembrane transport; carbohydrate transport
Cellular component (GO): membrane
Molecular function (GO): carbohydrate:proton symporter activity
Source: RefSeq, a predicted model, not a curated record